Molecule: messenger RNA, 771 nt
Organism: Paramecium tetraurelia
Lineage: Eukaryota; Ciliophora; Oligohymenophorea; Peniculida; Parameciidae
Exons: 3
Source: RefSeq, a predicted model, not a curated record
AUGAACAAAAGGAUGAUCAUUAUUUAUUAUAUCGCUAGUUUAAUAAGUAGGUAAGAUUAUUAUGAUUCCUUGAGAAUAUGCAGUACUCAUUUCUAUUUUUAUUAAUUUUAUAAUUAUACCAGAUAUUUUUUGAAGUGUAUGAGUGAUAUUAGUUUAGGGAUACAUCCUCGCUAAUAAAGUGCUAGAAAAUAAUUCACUUAAUAAUAAGUUAAAUACUUCUACAAUUCAAAUAUAUUCGCAGAUAGACAACAGAACUACGAUCCCACUCAAUUCGACAGAAGCCAGAUUAUCAAAGAGGCCAAAACUCAAAGAUAAACAUACAGCCCUCCUCUAUCCCCGAAAGUCUAGAGAAUGGAAAGAUCGCCAUAACCCUAAGUAGAGUUGGAUAUCAUAACUGGAAUGCCAAUAACUGAGAGGUAGAGCCUAUUAAGCAAGAAGCCUAUGACAAAGCAAAUGGCAGAAAAGCAAGAGUCAAAUUGGGAGAAUAAAACACAAAAAAAGAAGGAAUCGGAGAGUCAAUAAGGGGAUAAGAAAUAUGCUUCUUUAUAUUUUGAUAACAAAAAAUAAUAUGAAUAAUGGUUAAAAUAGAAUAAAGAAUAUGAGGACAUCAAUUAUUUUCACAAGAAAUAGCCAAAUUCAACUAAUAGUGUGGUUAAAGGGGAUGGGAAUAGUUAUUUUAAGAUUCACGGGAAAUAAUGCAAUCAAUCUUAACAUAAAUGAUAAUAAUUUGUACUUUAUAUUCAAAAUUAAAUCUAUAGCUCUCUUUGUGUA